Stylonychia lemnae is the source of this 1116-nucleotide messenger RNA. NCBI's taxonomy places the organism in Eukaryota, Ciliophora, Spirotrichea, Sporadotrichida, Oxytrichidae. The record is from the annotation of a GenBank genome assembly.
AUGGCUUUAAAAUUAUUCUAAAAGAGAUUAUUUUCUAGAGUGGGUCCUGGAGCUAAACAAGUGUUGUCAACCUAAAAAACUAAGAUUGAGGACUAAGACGCUGAUUUUUUUCAUAUUUUAACCAAGAACCCUCAAAUGAUUUAUAAAGGCAUAGCUGAGAGAAGACAAGAAAGAGAAGAAUUUAAUAAGUACAGAACUCAUUCAGCCCUUAAAAAACUAAACCAUAUGCUUUUGAGAGAGUACUGUGACGAAAAGGAUGACUAUUUCUUGCAUAAGCACAUAACCAACCUGAUUUGUGACAUGGGCUAUGUUAUUAGUGAAGACUCUCUAAAAUCUCCCUAAGACAUUUUUCACAAGUUGAUAAAGUAAACAGACGAAUUUAUGAUAGUAGUUCAUUAUGGAGUUCGUAGAAGACUCUUUCAAAGAAAAGACAGCAUGGAUAAGUAAGAAGAGAGAUAAGCUGAAGCAAUCUCAAACGAUGGAUUUGGAAAAUUUCUCAAGAAACAUGGGCUGCUUCCUCCAAAUAUGGUUGACUAUGAUGAGAGAGCUGAAAUGAAAGCUAAAAUUGAAGCCAAGAAAAUGCCAGGUCAAGAACUAAUAGAUGAUCAAUAUGACAGAUGUAAAUUCGAAGUGUCAAUUGUUAAUAAAAAAAACUAAGCUCUUGUCUGCGAUUUAUCUCUGAGAAUGGGAGAGAUUAUAAUUGAUGAGUUGUUUAUCGUUAAGGAUGAUGCAGAUGAAUUCGUUUAGAAUCAUUGGUUUGAUAUUAAGAACAAAAAAACCAACAAUAAGUUUUAUAGCAAGGUGCAUCCAUUUAAAUACAAAUAUUUAAGCGAAAAUGUUCAAGUGAAUCUCACUGAGUUCUUUUAUGCAAUCGGCUUAAGGCCAGAGAUAGGCUUGUGUGUAGAAUAUCUUAGUUGGAAUAAGGAGUAGAGGCUCUAUAUGAGAUGGUUAAAAGAUAUGUACAUCCGGCUAGAUAAUGAGUUAUCAGAGUUUGAGAAAAAGCACUUAAACUUGCCUUCCUCAUCCAGUAGUGAAACUGAAUAAUUUAGUAGUGAUAGCAAAGAAAUAGGAAACCCAGAAAAAGAAUUGUUCUAUACUCCAAAGAUCAAAAUAUGA